AUGAAGGGCCUCUGGCUGCCGACAUUAUGGGCUCUCCUUGUGCUGGUCCUGGGCUUUGGCCAAAGCCUGCCCUCGGCUGAGGUCAUUCACAGCAUGGGCAAACGUGGCGUGGCAGUAAGCAAACCGGCACCUGAUCCCGAACAACCAACGACCGUCUGGCGUGGUGAAAAGUUUCGGACUCCUCAGGAGGUUGAAGCCGCUGGCGGCAUGUUCUCUCGAGGCCUUGAAAAACAGCGAAGAGGUGAAACCCUUACGAAGGAAGAAAUUGAGAGUGGCAGCAGCUUGUAUGAGCAUGCCAAGGGCAACAGAAUAGCAAACUCGCAAUAUGUGUCGACGGCUUCAGAUCCGGCCCUGGGGUUGCGGUUCGGUCGCGGUGGGGAUCAAAACGGCGAGUCAAACGGAUACCUCUAUCGCAUACACGCCGAUACAAAAGCCAUCGACGUGGAUGCGUCCUUGGGCGGUACAGCCCUACAAAGGCCAAACAGAGCAUGCAUUCAUAGGGGCAUCCCAUUCGACCAAAUCGAAGGCUGGUACGAAUUGAAGGGGAUCAAAGACACAGACAGCCCCAAGUUUAACGAAGAAAAGUAUCGCAAUCAGAAAGGAAGCGGAGCACAGCCUCAGAUCGCCGGGUUUCCUGAGACCUCUGACGCAUGGAAGGAAAAGCCGUGGAACCAAUACAAGGACCAGAAAGUGUUAGAUAAUCUGGGCAAUUUCUAUUGGAACAAGGUAUGUGGAGGCACAAGCUGCAACAAAGACUUCCAGCCUCUCGUUUCUCAGCCGCUGCCCCAACCAGAUGCAGGCAAAGAUGGGUCGUCGGGUCCAAAUGAGAAUGGGGAACCGCUGUGCAAGCGCAGCAAUGGAUGCAGAAAUGGUGCAGAACCGGCCAACAAGAACCAAGAGGCCAACAAGAACAACGGCGAAAAGACAACGGGACCCCCGGCCGACAACAAACCCCCAGCCAACAACAAACCGCAGCCGCAGCCCGAUAUAAACCAACAGGGGAAUACCGGAAAGCCCGGUCCCGAGCCAGAUUCCGAACCGGUCAAGAACCGUCCGCAAAAGCUCUGA
This is a messenger RNA of Hirsutella rhossiliensis, 1068 nucleotides long. Its product is annotated as heat-labile enterotoxin alpha chain domain-containing protein. Gene Ontology annotation, molecular function: toxin activity. NCBI's taxonomy places the organism in Eukaryota, Fungi, Ascomycota, Sordariomycetes, Hypocreales, Ophiocordycipitaceae. The coding region runs from base 1 to 1068 and encodes 355 amino acids. The record is from RefSeq and is a predicted model, not a curated record. The transcript has 2 exons.